GGGCCCGGUCCGGGAAACGGUCCGGGAGGAGGGGGAGGAAGGGGAGUAACAGAGACAGCUUCAUUAGCUGAAGUGGCCGAGAUGACUUCAUUUUCCUCCUCGUCACACCUGUCGCUGGCCGCGCUCGUGGGGGAGACGGUGAUGACGCCCUCGGGUCAGGCCAACGUCAUCUACCUGGCUGUGAAUGAGAGCAGUCCCGGGACCCUGCUGCUGCAGCUGUGUGAGCUGCUGGCCACAACACCACUGCAGGGUUUAGUGUUUGAGGAAGAGAGACCGCCACCGCCGAACCGCGCCCCUCUGGCCCCGAUGCUGGAGUUCGUUUCUGCCCAGACAGGGGUUCCCGUUGUUGCCGUUGGGGGAGGAGCCAGUCUGGGAAGAGAGCCACAGGAGAGCGGUUCCAUCUACCUCCAGUUCACCUGCUCCACAUUGCUCCAGCUUGAGGUUAUCUUCGAGGUGCUUGAAGAGUAUGACUGGACCUCCUUCUCUGUAGUGACCACUCGUCACCAUGGCUAUGAGGACUUCCUGGCCAUGGUGGAGGGUAUGACCGAUGGCUCUUUCAUUGGUUGGGAAAGGAAGAGUGUGGUGAUUCUUAAUGUAACGGACGACCCCGGUGGGGCACGGACGAAACGACUGCUCAAGGACAAUGAAGCCCAGGUCCGCCUUCUGUACUGCUCCCUGGAAGAGGCUGAGCUCAUUUUCCGGGCAGCUUGGGCAGCGGGUCAGGCCGGGCCCAGCCAUAUGUGGUUUGCUGUGGGACCAGCCCUAUCCGGGUUGGGUCUGGAGGGGCUUCCAAAGGCUUUGUUUGCCAUCCGGCCACAGGGGUGGAGGGAUGAGCCACGCAG
This is a messenger RNA of Maylandia zebra (zebra mbuna), 842 nucleotides long. NCBI's taxonomy places the organism in Eukaryota, Metazoa, Chordata, Actinopteri, Cichliformes, Cichlidae. The record is from RefSeq and is a predicted model, not a curated record.